AUGGGUCAAGUGACUCCGCUUAACCCUGGAAUCCUUUACAACUUGCUGGAAAAUGAAGUCAGUUCCCGUGAUGCGUGCGGCAUUAUUAUCCAAUCGCUGUUCGCCACUGCCACCGAAACGUCUUCGGUCCGAGCACCCCCCGCAUUCUGGCUUUUCUUCGGCUUCUACUGGCCCAGUGGCCUGACGGCGGUCAGCCCUGGGAAUGCGGAGGGGGGUGAGGAGAUGAGGUGA
Penicillium cosmopolitanum is the source of this 231-nucleotide messenger RNA. RefSeq lists its product as uncharacterized. The transcript is spliced from 2 exons. The record is from RefSeq and is a predicted model, not a curated record. NCBI's taxonomy places the organism in Eukaryota, Fungi, Ascomycota, Eurotiomycetes, Eurotiales, Aspergillaceae. Bases 1 to 231 code for a protein of 76 amino acids.